Corticium candelabrum is the source of this 2478-nucleotide messenger RNA. Its product is annotated as 52 kDa repressor of the inhibitor of the protein kinase-like. NCBI's taxonomy places the organism in Eukaryota, Metazoa, Porifera, Homoscleromorpha, Homosclerophorida, Plakinidae. The transcript has 4 exons. Gene Ontology annotation, molecular function: protein dimerization activity. The record is from RefSeq and is a predicted model, not a curated record. The coding region runs from base 1 to 2478 and encodes 825 amino acids.
AUGGGUCAGGCUCAGGAAAAAGGUAGAAAAAGGAGGCAAGCAGCGGCUAUGUGUCAACGGCUGGACAGUUUUCUAGUUCCAAAAAGGGCACGUGAUCAACUUGUGACUCCUGAUCCAGACUUUACACAACUGGUUGCAGUAGAUGAUCAACUAACACCGACUUCCAGUGAGUGCUGUAGUGGUAGUGUAGAAAGAGUAAAGUCGUCCUCUAUCGCCACGUAUGUCGAGUCUUUGCGCAACACAUGCUGUGAAGUUUACGACAACGAGGCUCAGCGUGCAGCCGUCGCAGGCGGCAAUCAGCAAUGCCAUCAUGCUAAUACUUCUGAUCAUGAUUUAGUGGAUGAUAUUGUCCAUGCAGGCUCUGGGUGCUGCGGAGAAGUACAACCUACUGAAAAAUCACAAAAAAAGCCUCGUGCCGACCAAGUUUUUCCUCCGACAUGUAUUGGUGGCCACAACCGAGCUUUUAGUCCUGUUUGGCUAUCAGAACACCCGUGGAUGGUUUACAGCGAGCAAGUGGAUGGUGUCUUUUGCAUUGCUUGUGGAAUUUUCGCUGCUAAAGUGUCCAAGGGGAAGUUUGUAUGCAAGCCUUUUCGUGAUUGGAACAAGAAAGGAGAAAAAGCAAAGGAGCACGAGCAGUGCUUAUACCAUCAUCAAGCCAUUGAGCAAGCUGAUAACUUCAAGCGAACCUUGGAGAAUCCAGAUACUACCAUUACUGCACAGUCGGACACCCGCAGGGCGGCCAAUGUCGCGCGUAAUCGUGCUGUCCUGAAGUCCAUUGCUUCUGCUGUGUUGUACUGCGCCAGACAGUGCAUUGCUUUACGUGGAGACGCAGAGAGUGUGGAAUCACCUGGAAAUCCAGGUAAUUUUCUUUCUUUGCUGAGGCUUCUGGCAGUGCACGAUGAAGAGUUAAGAAGGCAACUGGAAAUUCCUAAAAUGCGAUGUGCAACUUAUCUUUCUCCUCAAACACAAAAUGAGCUGAUUAAAGUCAUGGAAAACCACAUCCUCUUACAGGGAAUAAUAGGUGAUUUGACAGCUGCGCCCUUUUACGCCAUCCUUGCUGACGAGGUAACUUCGCAUAACGUUGAGCAUCUUGCCAUCUGCGCCAGGUUUGUUGACAGAAGUACUAAAGAGGUCAGAGAAGAGUUUUUAAGGUUUUUGAAGUUGAACAGAAUUACUGGGGAGGGGAUUGCAGAUGGUAUCUUUGGCUUUCUGGAAGAGAAUAACAUACCACUUGCUACUAUGCGUGGUCAGGGCUACGACGGCGCCAGCAACAUGUCUUCAGAUCGAGUGGGUGUCCAGGCCAGGAUUAGACAUAAAGCUCCUUUAGCCACCUACGUGCACUGCAGUGGCCACUGCCUUAACCUUGUGAUAAGAAAGUCAUGUGCUCUUCCUGAAGUACGUAAUGUGAUCGAUUGCGUUAAAAAAUGCAGCCGUUUCUUUCUCAAUAGUCCAAAGAGAAGUGGUGUUCUAGAAAUGAUCAUCAACCACAAUGUGGUCAAUGAAGAGAGGAGGAAGCCACUGAUCGAUCUGUGCAAGACGCGAUGGGCUGAGCGGCAUUCGGCUUAUCAGCACUUCUACCAAGGGUACGUAUUUGUGGUUGAAGCUCUAGAGAUAAUAGCUUUCCGCUAUCACUUGGAGAAAUAUGGGGCUACGUAUGCUGACUGGAACUAUGUAGGCCGCAAUGAAGCACAGCAGAUUCUGGCUAGUGUUACUUCCUUUCAGUUUGUUCUGCAGAGCAAAGCUGUUGAUAUCGUGAAAGCGCAUAACAUGAUAUCUGAAAUUGUGAGGACCUACAACAGCGAGCGCGCAAACGUUGAAAGCAGCUUUUCUCAAAUCUACAAAGUUAGUUCAGACAUGGCAAAAAAGGUUGGAAGUACAAUUGCAAUGCCUCGCAUUGCAGCAAGGCAACAAAAUCGCAGCAAUAUUCCAGCUGCUUCAGUUCAAGAGUAUUUCCAGAGAAAUGUUGCAAUUCCCUUUCUUGAUCAUAUAAUUAUUAGCAUCAACCGGCAGUUCUCAAAGUCGGCAGUCACAGCCAUUUCCCUACUUGGUCUUGUGCCAAGUAUCAUAUGUUCGCAAGAUGUCAACCGGGAAGAGACGCUGAUCAAGUACAGAGAUGAUCUGCCAUCGCCUGAAUUGAUGGACGCGGAACUCAGGCGCUGGAGGAACAGGCAUAUGGCGAUGCUCCCUGAGAAGAGACCAUGCUCACCAGCAAAAGCCAUCAAAGAAUGUGACGCCAUUGACUUCCCAAAGAUCUCAGUUCUUUUGACCAUGGCCUGUACCAUACCUGUCACCUCGUGUGAAUGUGAGAGAAGCGCCAGUGCUUUACGACGCCUAAACAACUAUAUGCGCGCAUCCAUGGCUAAGGACAGAUUUUCUCACCUUGCUCUCCUUCACAUCCACUACGAUGUAACAAUAGAUCUUGACAACGUAGUCGGUCAGUGGACGAUGAACCGGUUGGAGGAAAAUGCUAUGUUAUAA